This is a messenger RNA of Physcomitrium patens, 645 nucleotides long. The record is from RefSeq and is a predicted model, not a curated record. NCBI's taxonomy places the organism in Eukaryota, Viridiplantae, Streptophyta, Bryopsida, Funariales, Funariaceae.
AUGGAUCACAAACGUGGGUAUGAGUACUUGGAAGAUCAAACCGUACCAUCGCCCACCAAGCGCCUAAAGAACUGGUCGCACCACCGCGAAUACCCAUGCCAUAGAGGGUUGGUAACCCAGGAUUCGCAAAAAACUUGGCCAAACAGUGGCAGAGCUCCACCAUUGGGAGAGAGAUGUAAUGCACAGAUCUAUCUUAGCCAACAUAAGCCGCAGAUCAAACUUGUGUGUCCACAAGAUUGUCAUGGUCGAGAGAACCAGAAAGUGAACACCCCGAAAGUCGUAGCAGCCAAGGUGGAAAUCCCAAGCUCCAGACAUGCUCCUGGUUCAGUUAGCACAGGUGAAGUUAACGCCAAGAACUUGGAGAAAAACAUGGAGGAAGCUGCAUACCAGAGCAUGCUGCCCACUGUCAGAAAGGAACUGGAGAAGUGGACAUUUUGCAAGAAUAGGGCUCCAAGGCAAGGGCUACUUCUUGAUACUAGCUCCGACGAGUCAGAAGAUGAGACAACCUGCGCCGUCUGCAGAAAUCCAAGAAAGUUCAAGGGGUGGGACGCACUUCUUAUCCAUGCACAAAAACAUCACGCACAAAAUGGAUGCGGAGCAUAUGAAACAAGAGGGGCCCAAAAGCCCAGAGUGCUGGAGAUCUGA